AACAGAACACUUGGCAGCCAACCCGAAGGAGCUGAGGCGCGAGAGCGGCGAGCAGCUGAUCUUUGACGCGCUGGCAUCGCUAGACAAGGAGGCCAUCGUGAAGAAGGGGAUGGCGUUUGAUAGCUUUUUCAAGCGGAGUUACAGGAAGCGCGGAACCGACAUGGGCGAGUACCUAGCGAACAAGGAGAAGCUGUGGGAGGACCUACAGGAGAGAGACACCACGACGAGACUUUCGGAUGACCUGAUGGCCUACUUCUUGCUGGAUGGUGCGGGGCUCUCAGAGGAGCAGAAGAGGGGAAUAGUGAUGAACAGCGGCUCAGAGUACAAGUUUGAGGCCUUCCAGCAUGCGCUCAGGGUCAAUUUCCAGGACGUACACGAGAAAGAACGGAGGAACCCGCAGCACCAGCACCAGCACAAGCAGAGCAACCAGAAGUGGAACAAGGGCCACCGAGGGAAGGCGAAUCAGGUGGAGGACCACGAUGAAUCAGACAUCUCGGAUGAGGAGUUUGACGAAGAGGAGCAGGCCAAUGCAGUCGACGAGGCCGACGACAACAGCGACGCUGGGGCAUCGAACGACGACGAGGUCUACGAGGCGCACUCGGCCCAUGAGGCGGCGCGCAAGAAGCUGAAGGACACACAGAAGCAACGGGGUUUCUUCAAGGGCGAGGUUGCCUUUGAGGAGCGCCAAGAAGCGAUCAAAGAAGACAAGAAACGGACUCGAUGUGGAGCCUGCGGGCGCAUCGGACACUGGGCAGGCGACAAGGACUGCCCGAAGAGCGGACAGCAGGGCGCCAAGAAGUUCGGAGGUGGUAAGGGCGGCAAGCCGAAGAGCAAGGCAAAGCCCGGGAAGCCGAAGCACGCGUUCUUCACCCUGGACAUGGACGACAUGGACUACGAGAUGGGCGACGACCGCGGCUCGUUCUACGAGGACUCGAGCGACAGCGAGCCAGAGGAUGAGCGCGAGGAUGACGGCUACCACAACCGGAACUACGACGAAGACCGGAAGGCUAAGCCGAAUAUCAAGCCGACGAAGGCGCCGCAGGAGUUUAUCCCGACCGAGAACUUCGGUGAGUGGAAGGUUUACGAAUUGAAAAAGCGCUUGAACGAGCUCAACCUGCAGGUGAGUGGCAAGCGGGAGAUCCUCAUCGAGCGGCUCACGGGAUACUAUGCGGGCAUCGCGCAGGGCGAGAACAUGAAGUGCACCGACUGCGACAGGUACGGGCAUCAUAGAGAUGACGUGCGCUGCCCACUCUACUCGGAAAGGAAGGUAUACAUGCAUAUUCAGGAGCGUCGAGAGCAGAUCAAGCUGGAGUUGGACAGCAAGCCAAUCACCAAGCCGAAGAUGAAGGAAAAUUCAGCGAGCUCGGCAGCAUCAUCAACGACAGCGACCUGGGAGUUCAUCGACCACACCAACGAACUCACCUGCCCCGUGUGCUACCGCGUCGGCAUGGCGCUGAAGAUCAACAAGGUCAACGGGAGUAAGUUCUACGGGUGCCCGAACUACCUCGCCGUCAUGAAGUGCAAGGGAACGUAUGACUACGAGGUGGGUCAGGCGAAGCUGAACGAGGCGCCUAUUUUGGAGACGCCCUUCGAGUUUGCGGCCGGGCAGCUCGACAAGCGCAAGCUCAUCUUGUUCAACGCCGGGGAUGAGCACAGCUUCAAUGACCAGCUGGUCUGGAUCAUUCCGAUUGGCAUCGGCGGCUACCGUGGCGAGGCAAACUCAACGGAGAUACCUACGGGACAGACGCCACUGCUGUUGUCGAUGCCAGCCCUUGAGAUGCUUGACGGCCACAUUCACAUGAAGACGAAGAAGCUUGAGCUCACCGCGCUGGGGAUCACCGCGGCGCUCAUCAAGAUGCGAAAGACCCCUCACCUGGGGACCGACGUGUCGCAGUUCGGUGACGACGAGAGCGCAGAGACACAGAAGAUGGACCUGACGUCAACCCGAGGAGAUGCACUAGUCCACUACGCGAACGACCUGGAGAUCGUGAAGCAGGGCUAUGCAUUCUUAGAGACAGAUUGCCACGACGACGACUUCGACGUCUCGUUGAACUCCGAUGGUGGGACCAUGGCGUCAGAGCUGGAGAUCUACGCGGGGAACUCACGAAGAGGUGAAGUUUCGAACAGAAUCAUUGCGCAGGAGAAGCAUACCUGGGUAAUCCUAAAGCAAGAGUACACCCUGGCCGAGAAGAUAAGUUACACGAAUCGGAUCGGCAAAUUUCGGAUGGACAAAUUCUCAAAAAGGUUAGACAAGGUAGAUGGAUACGACCUGUUGACGGCAGAUGGCGAGAAGUUGCUGUUCAAUAUCCUAGCAGAGCACGACCCUGUUUUGACCAUCGUGGCGCUUGAUUGCAAAAUUUGGCCAGUUAUGACGAACAUGUGCCCGACGAUCGACUGGGAGAAUCUCCGGGAGACCACUGGAAUGCAAGUCUUGCGUUUGGUGCGGAGAAUCUGCAUUCAUCGCUUACAGCACGGUCGAUAUUUUCUUGCAGAACAGCCAUGGUCGGCAGCUUCUUGGAAGUACAAGGGGGUGCUGGCGGAGGUGUUUUGGUCACCUGGGACAUGGUUUGCUUCGGGUGCCCAGUGUGGGUUUGGCAAGAAGGAUGUAGACAGCGGAAAGCCCAUCCAGAAGCUCAGCGGCUACCUCACCAACAGUCAGUGCAUCUUGAACAAGUUGGCCAUACCUUGCAAGUGCUAG
This is a messenger RNA of Prorocentrum cordatum, 2698 nucleotides long. The record is from the annotation of a GenBank genome assembly. Lineage: Eukaryota; Dinophyceae; Prorocentrales; Prorocentraceae.